AUGAUACCUCUUGGUGCUGCUGUUGACUCUUUUGAACCGGAAAUCAUUGACUCUUUUGAACCGGAAAUUGUUGCAGAACCUAACAGCUUGAUGACGCCAGCCUUUGCCUUUGCCAUCUUCGGAUUGGCCUUGUUGGCAGGCUUGGCUUUUGCUGUUUGCUGGAAAUUCGGAAAUUAUGGACGCAAAGUUCAUGAUUUGGAUGAAGAUCUGGAAACUGAUGACUUUAAACCGGACUACAAUCUACAGAUGGACGACCUGGAAGAAGACGACAGCGAGGAUCAACUGGAACAAGAAGACAGCGAGGACGACCUGGAAGAAGACAACAGUGAGGAUGACCUGGAACAAGAAGACAGCAAUGACUACCUGGAAUUAGAAGACAGUGAGGACGACCUGGAAGAAGAAAACAGCGAGGAUGACCUGGAACAAGAAGACAGCGAGGACUACCUGGAAUUAGAAAACAGUGAGGACGACCUGGAAAUAGAUAUAGAUGAAGUGUCUAGACUAGAAAAUCAUCUAGAACUUCAAGACCUGGAAUAUAGUGACAAUGACCUGAAAAUGGAUAAAUGCGAAUCGUCUAGACUGGAAGGUCUUUUAGAACAGGAAGAACCGGAAGAAAUUAUAAAAAGUGAAGAUACUGAAGAUGAGCUGGAAAACGAAAUGACCGAAGUAUCUCGGCCAGAGGAGAGCAUAGAACGGGAUGAACUGACAGGUACUGAAGAUGGUCCAGAAACUGUUGAAAACCCGAACAGCUUGAUGACGCCAGCCUUGCCUUUGCCAUUCCCGUUUUGGCCUUGUUGGCAGGCUUUGGCCUUUGCUGUGUGCUGGAAUGACAACAGUCAUGGAAACCAUCUUCAGGAACUGGAAGACCAUCUGGAAAGCGAAAGGGCCGAAGAAUCUAGGCUGGAAGAGACCUUAGAACUGGAUCUAGAAAAGCAGAGAUUGACAGAAGAACUGGAAGAGAGUCGGGUUGCUGCAGAUGAAAUGGAACGUCUAUGGAAGGAGGCGAAGGAGGAGAUUGCUUGGCUCAAGAAUCAAAUGGCAGAAAAGGACCUCUUGCUAAGAAAGAAUGCUGACCAUGAAGCAGUUAUGAAGAGUGAAAUUGCAAAGUUGCAUCAUCAAAAUGAAGAAGUCAUGGCUGAACAUCAGCACUUGGAAGAUGACCUAAAACGGGCUGUAUACGAAGGAGAGAGGAUGGAGAAAUUAAAUAACGAUCUUAUGGAGGAAUUAGAGUUUCUGGGGAAGAAAUGCGAGGAGGAAAGGAUAAUAGCAAGUCUCAUCCGAGGAGAACUAGAGCUGAAGGAAGAGGAAAAUAGACUCAAAGCUGAGAUCAUCGAAGCAGAACUACAAGUGAUGAAGAACUGGAUCUCAGAAUUAGGAGAACAGAAUGCGAGAUUGGCUGAAGAGUUAGAAGAAGUGGAAAUGGAAGUGACUUCAGUGAAGAAGGAGCUAGGAAAUGAGAAGAGGAAGACCCAAAUUUUUGACUGA
Macrobrachium nipponense is the source of this 1485-nucleotide messenger RNA. RefSeq names its product tropomyosin-like. The transcript has a single exon. The coding region runs from base 1 to 1485 and encodes 494 amino acids. NCBI's taxonomy places the organism in Eukaryota, Metazoa, Arthropoda, Malacostraca, Decapoda, Palaemonidae. The record is from RefSeq and is a predicted model, not a curated record.